AUGAAGCGGAAGAGCGACGUCACGGCGGUCAAGAAGAGCGUGUACGCCCGCUUGGAGUUGCCAUCGGGGAAGAAAGUCAAGGGGGUGCAAACGGACGGGGCGGGAAGCCACAUCCACGUGCCCAAGGGCAACCGGAAGAAGAUGAAGCCUGUGAGCGAGCAAGGGGUGUUCUUGAGAGGGGGGGGGGACACCGGGAGCGAGAAUGCCGUUGAGGGAGACGGCGCUCAAGAGGAGAUGACAGAAAGAUACCCCGCACGCGAAAGGCGGGCGCCCGCGGAGUGGUACCAGCGAAUCUAG
Molecule: messenger RNA, 297 nt
Organism: Klebsormidium nitens
Lineage: Eukaryota; Viridiplantae; Streptophyta; Klebsormidiophyceae; Klebsormidiales; Klebsormidiaceae
Source: the annotation of a GenBank genome assembly